AAUAUGCAAGAUUUUCAUAAAAUCUUCUAGUUUAGUAGAAAUUUCUGUUAUUUGUAUGCCUGAAAUUUGUACAUUGAGUGGUCCAUUUUGUAUCCACAGCAUAAUAAUCCUUCUUACUACGCCAAGAUAAACACAAUGCAUGCUAUCCAAUGCAAUGUUUGACACUAAGUUGAGAUUUGGAACUUCUUUCAAAAUUGUUUCUCCAUGUUGAUAAUCUUCAUAUUCAAAAUUUCUAAACUUAUCAUCUUGUCUUUGUGACGUCACAAAACCGUCCUUGCCAGGAACAACAAUGACGUCAUCAUGACAUAUAGAAUUAUGACUUUUGAAAGAUGUCAUUUUGACAUCAUUAUGACUUAUGUGUUCUCCUUGGGAACAUUAUGCAAUUAAUGCAUUCGCAAGGAUUAUUUUAUCGCGCAUGACUCGUCAAUUUUUGCGUAUAAAGCGGUUGAACUAUAUUCAGUAAUUAAUUACUUAAGCGGAAAACAUAUAUUUUUUUAAGUAUUACAAUAAAAUUUGAUCUUUGAUGUGUAAAAUCGCAUUGAACGCGUCAUGCAUUAAUUCACUGUAUGUCACCAUAACAUAAGCAAAAUAUGUAAUAUUAUCACGAGUUAUCACGACAGAUAAUUAUCCUAUGAGAUUAUAUUAACUGAUUAAGUUAAAAAAAAAGAGAAAUUAUUUUUUUAGAAAUGUCUUUUUGGAGUCUUACGUUACUUUAGAUUAUUUCACUUAAUUCUAUAAUCUUAAUCAUCUUAAAGCAUUCUAAUCAAAUAGAGUUCAUCCAAUCAUCUUGCACACCCACACAAAGAAGGUACACCUUCAAGUAAAGGCAUCCAACCCUUUCAGGAAAGUUUAAACCUGCGAGCGUUCCCAAAUCCAACCAAUCUGGACGACUUCCAUCGACCAUAUGAUCACGUUCCAUCGUGGGAGAUCCAGCAAAGUCGCUUCGGAUGCGUACGCAUCCGGCGUUCUAUGCCAUUUUAAAGCUUCGACCAUUCUUCAGUCAACCAUCGAGCGCAUGCGAACGCUGGCUAAAGACAGGAGCAAGCGGAAGCUUGCUCCAACGUCGUCCUCCAGCGUCUAACGUCUUAUAAUCAAAGGUGUCUUGCAUGCAACGUGCGCAGCGAGUGAAUUCGUUGAUAGCGUGCUGGACACGUGGUCGUCUUCUUCGUCGGCAUGGAGACUAGCGACUCGAUGCCGCCAGAAAUGGAGUCACCCGGCGAGGACAUUAUGCUGAUCGAGACCGUGAAGAGUAUAGUGACGCGUGGAGAGCGCAACGAGUCGGAGGGAACCGACGAGGAUUUCUUCUUGAUGUCGCAGGACCAGUCAGUGCAGUAUCCCGAUGGAACGGUAUCUGCAACAGAGGUAACGUUAGCGUGGAUGCACCUCUGCAGGAUAUGCGCUAACGCGAGCAAUCACAUGAUACCCAUCUUCGAGGGCGACGGAGCGGAGCAUGACUUGUCCAGCAAAAUAAUCAAGUACUUGCCGAUACACGUAUCCGAAAGCGACACUCUGCCGUUGCAACUGUGCGAGAAUUGCGCCAACAUCCUGAUAGCCUGGCACGAGUUGCGCGAGGGAUGUCUAAGCGCGGAGAUAAAGCUGCUGCAAAUGCAGGAUACGCAACUGCGAAAUAAGCAGCAGUAUUACAACCCUUCUUCUUUGGAUAAUUUAGAAGUUACUACGCCGAUGCUUACCACAGCCAGCACGACCAUUGAAUCUAAUAUUACAAACCCACUGCCAAAUCAACAGGACGAUGACAAAAACGAAGCGUGUGAUUCAGAAAAAAUUAAUAAAUCCAACAGAUGGACGCGUCGAAUGUCGAAAGACGAAUCGGAGAGACGUGCACGAGUCAGCUCGCCAAGGAAUGAGCAGUCCGAUAUGGAAGGACACAUUAAUGUCGAGAAAACUCGAUCAACGGUAUCCAGCGAGAAAUGUCUUGCAUCAACGCAUCUUGGCGAUUUUGAAGAGAAGUUAGAAAGAGACCAUUCGGCAGAUUCUCAUCCCAACUUUGAGCAAACGCAGAAGUCUCAAGAAAAAUCUAUGAUGAACUCUCAAGGAUGUACGGAACGAUCGAAAAGAUUAUCGGAACAACGUGCCGAAUUAACUUGCUCGAGGACGAUGGUGGAGAAGAAAUGCACCCCUUACAAGUGUGAGGAGUGCGGGAAGGUCCUUUCCACGUCGUACAAUCUGCUAAUUCAUCGCAACAUUCAUGCCGGCGUGCGACCCUACAUCUGUUCCAUUUGCGACAAGAGCUUUCGAUCGACGUCUGGUUUGAACAGGCAUGUGCGGUACGUCCACGACGGUGUUAAAAAUUUCGCCUGCGACGUUUGCGGGCGUCAUCUCGCCUCGAGAGCGUCGAGGGACGAGCACAGACGCACUCACUCCGGCGAGAGACCCCACGUGUGCGAGACCUGCGGCAAGUCCUUCAAGCAGAAGGCGUCCCUGCACGUGCACCGACUCUACCAUUCGCAGGUCCUGCCGCAUCGUUGUGUUCUAUGCGACCGCGGUUUCAGGAGGAAGCAGGAAUUGGAUAAACAUGCAUCCUGGCACUCCGAUCGAAAGCCGUACGCCUGCGAUAUUUGCGACGAGCGUUUCCGCAGCAAAGGUUGCGUCACCCGUCAUCGGCGCACUCAUACCAAUCAGCGCUUGCACAUUUGCGCGAUUUGCGGCGCCAGAUUCGCUCAGGAGCGAUAUCUGAAGAGACACUGUGGCAGUUUACACACAGCUGUAUGCACGUAAAGAUGAAACAUCGAAUUUGUUUGUAUCUGGAUGUGUCCGGACGAAUGUAGUCAUGAAACGUUUGCCGAUCGUUAAACUCGAUGCCACUAAAUUCGACUAGUAUGUUCGAACAAAUCUAUGCGAUCCGCGAGAAUUGGAAAUAUUCGAUCGAAUUAAAUCAUAAAUACAGAAGAUGACAAAAAUGAUGAAGACAAAAUCAGAAAGAAGAAAUCCAUGAUAGAAUCAAUUUUUGCAAAUCAUACAAGAGCAUGUAUCCAUGUGGAGAGACUAUUGUAAAUAUGUUCCUAAAACCAAAGAAACACAUGAAUUUGAAUUUAUUGUUCAAAGGCUUACGACUGGUUAAAACAUUGCGUGAGAAAGAAUGAUGAUGAGAAAUACUACUGUGAAUGGAAGAUCUUAUAUUGUCAUUGCAUAUAUACGUAAAACCGUUUUGUGCAAAAUUUGAGAAAUAAAGUUUGAUAAGAAAUAAUUGUUGAGACUCGACUUAAGAUGACAUCCACAAACAUUCUCAAAAACCAUGCUCUCGGUUUCCAUCUAUUUAGAAUUAGAUGAAAAACAAAAUAAGAAGAACUAAAUAUCCCUUAAUUUUACGGAAAAAUCGUUAGCACUGAUUUAUUUCUAUUUUCUGUAUCCGUAUCGAAUGGAAGGGAAUCUCAUGCAUUAAGGAAAAUUACGUAAAAAUUAUUAAUACUUCCUUUGAAAUUAAAAUAAAGUAAUUUUAAAUUUUAACAAGAAUAUAGUAGAAACCAAGAAAACAAAUAAACAAGUAAAGGUUGAUUAAAUGACACUAAAGAGAGAGUACAUGGAAUAACUAAAAAACAGUAGUGCGAUUCUGAAACCUUGGAUAAAAAGAGAGAUCUUUAAUAUCUGACAUUUCUCGAGUUCGGCAAAUAACACCAGCAGAACUGAGCAAAG
Molecule: messenger RNA, 3651 nt
Organism: Temnothorax curvispinosus
Lineage: Eukaryota; Metazoa; Arthropoda; Insecta; Hymenoptera; Formicidae
Product: gastrula zinc finger protein XlCGF57.1-like
Exons: 5
Coding region: 1174-2736 (520 amino acids)
Biological process (GO): regulation of transcription by RNA polymerase II
Cellular component (GO): nucleus
Molecular function (GO): zinc ion binding; DNA-binding transcription factor activity, RNA polymerase II-specific; RNA polymerase II cis-regulatory region sequence-specific DNA binding
Source: RefSeq, a predicted model, not a curated record